This is a messenger RNA of Symbiodinium pilosum, 255 nucleotides long. Lineage: Eukaryota; Dinophyceae; Suessiales; Symbiodiniaceae. The record is from the annotation of a GenBank genome assembly.
AUGUGCAUAGAGGUCGCCACGUACGAACUCCUGCGAUCUGCAUCCGUUGGCCAGCAGGCUUCUGCAGCCAAAGCCGAUGCUGCAGAGGUCCGCCAGGGCGUGGAUGAUGACAUUCCCAGCGAGGUUGCUGACCGGCCUCCAGAGCGGCUGUGUCUUCCGGUUGCCCGACUGUCUUGCCGGCCACCGCUACGCCUUGCUGAAACAGCCUUGUCCGAGGUCGUCCUGCCUGGAGCUCAGUUGGACUACGAUUGGUGA